This is a messenger RNA of Capronia coronata CBS 617.96, 411 nucleotides long. Its product is annotated as histone H3. Gene Ontology annotation, biological process: rRNA transcription. The transcript is spliced from 3 exons. NCBI's taxonomy places the organism in Eukaryota, Fungi, Ascomycota, Eurotiomycetes, Chaetothyriales, Herpotrichiellaceae. Gene Ontology annotation, molecular function: protein heterodimerization activity; DNA binding; structural constituent of chromatin. Bases 1 to 411 code for a protein of 136 amino acids. The record is from RefSeq and is a predicted model, not a curated record. Gene Ontology annotation, cellular component: nucleosome.
AUGGCUCGUACCAAGCAGACUGCACGUAAAUCCACUGGUGGCAAGGCCCCAAGAAAGCAGCUCGCAUCCAAGGCCGCUCGCAAGUCUGCACCAAGCACCGGAGGUGUCAAGAAGCCUCACAGAUACAAGCCUGGUACCGUCGCUCUCCGUGAGAUUCGUCGCUACCAGAAGUCGACCGAGUUGCUCAUCCGCAAGCUCCCCUUCCAGCGUCUCGUCCGUGAAAUUGCUCAGGACUUCAAGUCUGACCUGCGAUUCCAAUCUUCUGCCAUUGGCGCUCUUCAGGAGUCAGUUGAGGCUUACCUCGUCUCUCUCUUCGAAGACACCAACCUUUGCGCCAUCCACGCCAAGCGUGUCACCAUCCAGUCCAAGGACAUCCAGCUUGCUCGUCGUCUCCGUGGCGAACGAUCUUAG